This is a messenger RNA of Phragmites australis (common reed), 3793 nucleotides long. Its product is annotated as TPR repeat-containing protein ZIP4-like. Bases 44 to 2914 code for a protein of 956 amino acids. Gene Ontology annotation, molecular function: protein binding. Lineage: Eukaryota; Viridiplantae; Streptophyta; Magnoliopsida; Poales; Poaceae. Gene Ontology annotation, biological process: regulation of synaptonemal complex assembly; meiotic cell cycle. The transcript has 5 exons. The record is from RefSeq and is a predicted model, not a curated record.
AAAUCAUCCCAAUUCGAUCGGAAGCUGCCGAAACCUAAACCCCAUGAAGAUCUCCGAGCUCUCCCCCGAGUACCGGCAGCCUCCGCCGCACGCCGGCCUCCUCACCGACCUCAACAGGGUCGUCGCCGACGUCGAGGCAUUUGACACCUCCGACUCCUCCCCGGAUAAGCUCGCCGCGGAUCUCCGCCGCCUCCUCACCAGCCUCGCCUCCGCCGCUUCCUCCUCCUCCUCACCCCUCACUGCAGCGUUCAGGCUUAAGGUAUGGAACCUCGGCUUCCGUCUCUGGAACGCGUGCGUCGACCGCGCCAACUCCACCGCCCUGGCGAGGGGCCCCGUCGCCAGGGUCGCGGAGGCGGAGAUCCGGCAGGCGGCGCCGGAGCUCCUCCUCUUCGCCGGUCUCCCUGACGUCCCCAACGCCGCUGCGAAGGCGGCCUCCUUGUUCCACCGCACCGGCAUGGUCUGGCUUGACCUCGGCCGCUCCGACCUCGCCUCCGCCUGCUUCGAGAAGGCCACGCCGCUGGUUUCUGCCGCCGAGACGGAAGAGGAUCGGACCGUGCUCCUAGACCUUAACCUCGCGCGGGCGCGCACGGCGUUGGGCGCGGGCGAGCAUGCCCUCGCCGUGGCGCUGCUGAGCCGGUCCAAGCCCCUCGCGGCGGCGUCUCUCGAGGGGAUCAAAGCCCUCGCCGUGGAGUACCUCCUCAUCGGCAAGGCCGCCCUCACCACGAAACCCUCGAAUCCCGCCCUCGACGCGUCCAGCCUCCUUACCGAAGCGCUUGAUCUCUGCGAGAAGGCCGCGGCCUCCCCCUACUGCGCCACUCCAACAACCCCGAGAUCCACUCCUGCAGCCCCAAAUUUCCAAAUGAUCAAGGAUCAAUGCCUCCGCUUCCUCGCCGUCGAGCGUCUCCAAGCGAACGACUACGAGGGCACCCUGCGCUGCAUCGGGGUCUUGAGGGCCUCGCUGGGACUGCGCGAGGAGCACCCGAGCGUCGGGUUCAUGGCGCUGCGCGCGUAUCUCGGCAGCGGGAACUUGACGGAGGCCGAGAGGGAGCUCGAGAGGCUCAUGGCGAAUGCCGAAGCGCCGGACAGUGUGUGCGUGUCGGCGGCCGAGCUGUACCUUGCCAGCGCGGGGCCGGAGGCUGCACUGAAGGUGCUCGCUGCGCUUGCCGCACGGUGCCGCGCCGGGGGUGCAGCCGCAGCGGCAGCAGUGAGGGUGGUGAAAAAGGUGGUCGAGGGUGCUGGCAGGGGGACUGGGCGCGCAAGAGCGAUCGCUGAGCUCGUGUCGGAUGAGAGGUUGGUGGCGCUGUUCGAUGGCCCUGCUAACGCCCAUGAGCGUGGCACAAUGCAAGCACUGCUGUGGACCUGUGCCACUGAACAUUUCCACGCAAAGAACUACGAGACCAGCGCGGACUUGAUUGAGAGGUCGAUGCUUUAUGUUUCCCGUGACGAGGAAAGCAGAUCCCGCCGCGCAGACUGCUUCCGAGUACUUUGCCUUUGCCAUAUGGCGCUUCGGCAUCUCGACCGGGCCCAAGAGUUCAUCAUUGAGGCCGAAAAGGUUGAACCCAAUAUCCACUGUGCUUUUCUGAAGUUUAAGAUCCUUGUGCAGAAGAAGGAGGAGGAUGCGGCUAUCAAGCAGAUGAAGACCAUGGUGAGUUAUGUUGACUUCAACCCUCAGUUCCUGACACUCUCAAUCCAUGAAGCUAUUGCCUGCAAGUCUGUCCGUGUGGCAGUUGCUUCAUUAACCUUCUUUCUGGGCCUCUACUCUGCUGGGAAGCCAAUGCCAAUGACCGAGACUGCUGUCCUCCGCAACCUUAUAUCCCUCCUCCUUCGGGAGCCAGGAUCUGAGGCUGAGAUCCUGAAAUACUCAAGAUGUGCCAAGCUACGGAUGACUGAACUUGGCGUGGAAGCUUUUUUUGGCAAGGGAACUGUAGGGAUGCGUGAACUAAAUUGGUUUGCAGUCAAUACAUGGAAUAUGGCUUUAAAGGUGGCAAAUGAGAAGAAGUAUGAUUAUUGUGCUGAGUUCUUUGAGCUUGCAGCUGAAUUUUUCGGUUCAAGCAAUGUUGAGGAUGAGGCAAACCGUCUUCUGGUUUGCAAAUCAUUGAUCAUGAGUGUCAGUGGCAUGCUCCAUGCUGAGGAGCUAAACAAAUUUCCAUUGUCAGAUUCUGAUAUUAAAAAGGGUGUUGAGAUGCUCAGCAGGGCUGGCAAGCUAUUACCCUCGACUUGGCCUUCUGCUCCAUUUAACUCUGAUCAGUUGGUGGAUAACAACUUCCCGUUCCUCCAUACCUUCACAUUCUACCAACUUCUUGACAGGAUGGACACUAGCGCACAGCCUCAGCAGCUCCAACUAGUCAAGAAUUUUGCAGCAUCUAAAGCAUGCACACCAGAUCAUCUUCUCAGGCUUGGGGAAAUAGCUUCGCAAGGUACCCAACCGAACCUACUGGUUGCUGAAUUUGCCCUAAAGGCCAGCAUCACCACUGCCCUUGCUUCUCACUCGCCGAACUACGGGGUAAUCAGCGCUGCCCUCAGGAAGCUAGUGUACCUUUCUGGGUUCCAAGACUGCAAUGGUAGCAAGAGUGAUACAGCCUAUGAUGUAUUUCGACAAGCUUUCCAGAUUGUGGUUGGACUGAGAGAUGGUGAGUAUCCAUAUGAGGAAGGGAAGUGGCUUGCAACGACUGCAUGGAACAAGUCAUUUUUGGCUGUGCGCCUUGGGCAAGUUUCAGUUGCUAGAAAAUGGAUGAAGUUGAGUUUGGAUCUCGCUCGGCAUCUUGAGAGCAUGAAGCAGAAUAUAACAGUGAUGGAGGAAUACAUCGAACACUUUCAGAAGAUAUAUGGUAAAGAAUCUGAUGAAUGUAGCCAGCAAGAUGGGGCACCAAGUACCAGUAUGUCUGGCAGCGCGUCUCAACCUGUCCUAGUAUAGAAUUUGUGAAUGGGGUCAGUUCACGGCUGGAGAGAUAAACAGAGCAUUUGUUUGAAUGAUAUACAGAUAAAUUUCUUUCCAUCUUAUUGAUUUGUGGUCAAAUGUUCUUUCAUUUGAUUAUGAAAAUUCUGCAUCCAUUUGAUGAUUUCUAUAUCAGAUGUGGAUUCUUCUGUUGGCAGUACGGACAUCGUUGAACUUUAGUAGGCUCGUCUGUAGGAGAAAGCCAAAAUUUGUCUCAUAUCGGACAAUAUCUCAAUAGCCAUCUAGAAACGUUGGCAGUAAGAGCGUCCUUCAGUUUUACCAUACUGUAUAGAUGGCAUUGCCAUCCAAAUUAUUGUGGCAGAAAGUUGGGGUUGAAGAGGACCAAAGAAACAGAACUUGAAACAUUCUACACAACCAUAGAACUAUCUGACGUGCACUAUUCUGAACAUACCAAAGGGGGUCCUUUUCGAUCGUGGAAUGAUUGGUUUUACUCUGUGAAUAACCCUUUCUUUUUUUUGUUAUGGAUAUUCUAUUGCCUUACACAGGGACCAGGUUCUGAUGGUGAUGCACGAUCAUAACCAGCUAGUGGUGCAGCAGCUACCCCUCUUUGGUUCAGCAAACACCUGAAGCGUGCCAAUCUUGAUGUGACUGAUCUUGGGUCUUUUGCAAGCUUCUCAGUCGGAGCCCACAGCCUCUCUUCAAGCCAAUGCAAUGCAAGAGGAUUAGUGAGUCAAAAUUGUUUUACAGAUGGUAGUGCAUUCAUGCAUUCCUUGGUAUAUUGAUGAGUAUUUUCCAUCAAGCGAAGUUCACAUAUCAUACUAUCAGGAGCUACAAGGUUGCAUGUAAACUUUGCUUCUGUUACUGUGAACCAUGCCCUUAAAUAAUAUUUUGAAAUAU